Darwinula stevensoni is the source of this 1051-nucleotide messenger RNA. The record is from the annotation of a GenBank genome assembly. Lineage: Eukaryota; Metazoa; Arthropoda; Ostracoda; Podocopida; Darwinulidae.
CACGUUUUUGCAGGUAUCUUGCAUGCUGCAGAUGAAAGGGACUUCAAGACGGCCUACUCUUACUUUUAUGAGGCUUUUGAGGGCUAUGAUAGCAUUGACAACCCCAAGGCCCUCACAGCUCUCAAGUACAUGCUCCUUUCCAAGAUCAUGCUCCACCAACCCGAAGAUGUCCAAUCAAUCAUCAGCGGUAAGCUGGCCUUGAGGUACGCUGGCAAAGAGAUUGAAGCCAUGAAGAGUAUUGCUCAGGCCUCACAUAAUAGAUCCUUGGCUGACUUCAAGCGGACACUGAGGUCAUAUCGAACAGAGCUUGAGGAGGAUCCCAUCAUUCGAGCUCAUCUUGACUCCCUCUAUGACAACAUGCUUGAGCAGAAUCUCUGCCGCAUCAUUGAACCUUACUCACGAGUUCAGGUGGAACACAUUGCCAAGAACAUCCGGUUACCUCAAAGCCAGGUGGAGAAGAAACUGUCCCAGAUGAUCCUUGACAAGAAACUUCAGGGGAUCUUGGACCAGGGCGAGGGUGUGCUCAUCUUGUUUGACGAUGCACCUGAGGACAAGACAUACAAGGCUGCCCUUGAUACCAUAAAUCAUAUGGGCAAAGUCGUGGACACACUCUAUCAUAAAGCCAAGAAACUGACUUAGCCUCAUAUCCUCUCUUUGUAAUAAGUGAAUUCUUUUUUUUCUUCUCUUCUUUCCUCUCUCUCAUCUGGACAUCAUCGCCAGUCAUCAUCAUCAAUAUCUCUGUGAAUGGAUUGCAAGGAUCUGUGAAGGCAGCCGUCUCCCUUUCUUUUCAACUUGACUGUUUUCCUCUCAUAUGGUUGUGAGUGGAUCUCUCAUAUUUACAAAACAUGAGGUUUCUCCUCACUUCCUGUUGUACUUUUUCCACCAUAACCACUUCUCCUUGCAUUCCUCUGGGCUGUUGUCUUGAUUGAAAUCUGGACAUCCCAAGGCUGAUAACAUGAUAGAGGGAGGUGUGCCUUAUGAGACCUGAGCAUGUCUCCUGAAACAAGAGUUUUGUUCAAGAAAUAAAGUAAGGUAUUAUUGAAAAUCUCAA